This is a messenger RNA of Colletotrichum karsti, 2220 nucleotides long. RefSeq names its product tbc1 domain family member 12. Gene Ontology annotation, biological process: activation of GTPase activity. Lineage: Eukaryota; Fungi; Ascomycota; Sordariomycetes; Glomerellales; Glomerellaceae. The record is from RefSeq and is a predicted model, not a curated record. The transcript has 2 exons. Bases 1 to 2220 code for a protein of 739 amino acids. Gene Ontology annotation, molecular function: GTPase activator activity.
AUGACGUCCUCAAAAUCAUCAAAGUCCUCUUCCUUCAAGUCCUUCCAUUCCGACGACAACAGCGUCCUGGAUGACGUUAGUCACUUUGAAGAUAUCGGUCUCGACGACGAUGCAAACAACUACGAAGCCGCCCGCGUUCGCGAUCCUCACGCCGUAAAGAACCCUCACGGCCAGCCCUACUCGAGGUCCUACUCCAACGAGUUCCGCUCCACGCCAUGGAAGCGCCCUCCUUCUCGCUCCCCCCCGGUGACGCGGGACCUGGCCAAGCCCAGGAGUACGAAUGUUAACGCAGACCUCGCACCCAAUUCUCGAUCUCAUUCACGGCCUCCUUUUCUCUCCUUGAAGACCGAUGGCCACGCUCUCAACGGCCGUAGCCCCAGCGCUGGCCGCCUUCCCGACCGUCGUCGAAGCCCGGUGAACCCGGUGAACCCCCGAAGCUUCGCCAGCCAGUCGACGACUUCCCUUUCCUUCCCUCGCCGACGCAGUCCGAGCCCUAACUUCUCGUCACUCCCGAGAGACCCUAACAUGCCGAUCAAGCCCCGCCGGGGCAGCUGGCAGUCGCAACAAGACAACCGCAAAUCGGUAUUCGAUCUGGAAAAGGAGUGCGACGAGGACGAUACGGACGACAUCCCCGAUGGCCUCAUCCUCGACAACGUUCCCAUCUCUCCCCGUCCGCGAACGGAACGCACACCCAGCCGCCCGAGUUCGUCAGGGGCGUCGAGAUCGCCGAAUCGACCACAGCAAAAAGAGCGCGUUCGAAGUGUUGGAAACGGAACACCCCCUGUCCCUGUUGACUCAGGAUGUCUGCGAUCCCCCUCAUGGAAGUCAGACACAGCCCUCUCUUCAAUUGGAGAGGACGGUCACGCGCCGGAGCCGCUCAAGACCCGGGCGAGAAGCUGGAACCUCGCGUUGGCCGACCUCAGCGCCGAGGCCAAGGCCCUGACGGAGAAGCUCGAAGAGCACUCCGACUACGUACGCGAACGCGCCGCCGAAAACGCCAACCCGACGACUGGACGUCCAAACACCUGGGGCGGCAAGCCAUUGGAGCAGCACACGCAAAAGCCCAGGGUCAAAUCUGCGCUGCCCGAGCUCCCGCCGAUCCGGCACCAGACGAACAUCAUGAUCGACCCACUCCCAAUUUCCAAGGAGAAGGAGGCCGUCCUGAGUCGUACGCGCCCCUCAUGGCUUCCACCCAAGGACCCAGCGGAGGAGAAGCGCCACUUGCGCGAAUACAAGAGGAUGAUGGCCCGCAGUGCCGAGGCAGAUCGCCGUCGCGAGGUAUCGCGUCAGCAGAAGACCACCACACGUGACACCACUGCGGAUAGUCUGAUGCGCAUUUGGGAGGACGACAUCAUUCCCCGGUGGACCGACUCUAUUCGUGAGCGUCGCACCCGCGAGCUCUGGUGGCGAGGAAUUGCGCCGCGCAGCAGAGGUACCGUGUGGGCAAGAGCCAUUGGUAACGAACUCGGCCUGUCUGAGACGUCGUACAAGGCUGCUCUUGGACGGGCACAGGAGCUCGAGGAGCGCGUCAAUGGUGGUAGGGGUGAUUCUGAGGACAUCAGAAAGGCGGCGUGGAUCGCCAGCAUCCGCAAGGACGUGGCCGAGCACACCUGGCAGGAUCUCCGAAUCUUCCAGGUUGGCGGCCCGCUCCACCAGAGCCUCGUAGACGUGCUGUCUGCGUAUGCUUUGUACCGGAGCGACAUCGGCUACGUCAGAGGGUGUAACACCAUUGCUGCGCUGCUUCUGCUUAACCUGCCGUCGCCGGCUGUGGCCUUCAUCGCCCUCGCCAACGUCCUCAACCGUCCGGUACCCCUCAGCUUCUACGCCGACGACCCGGGCGCGAAGGCAUCUGCCUACAACCUUGUCAUGCAGACUCUCAGCGCCAAGUCCGCUCAGCUGCACGAGCAUUUGACCAAGGACAUCUCCCAGGGCGACGCGGAUUUUUACCUCGGUAACUUCUUCAUGGGUCUCGGAACGAACCACCUGGCCAUGGACGAGGCGGCCCGUCUUUGGGAUGUGUACAUUUUCGAAGGCGACGCGGUCCUCGUUCGGGCAGCGGUCGCAAUGCUCAUGCGCCACGAGAUGGCGCUGCUCGGCAUCAAGUCCCCCGGAGAAGCCAAGAAGUACAUCGAAGGGGGUGCUGCCAGCAAGGCUGUCGUUGGUGACGACGGCGCCGAAGACCGCUGGAUGAAACUUGUCCGGGAAGCGGGGAAGGCCUAG